Molecule: messenger RNA, 1218 nt
Organism: Moesziomyces aphidis
Lineage: Eukaryota; Fungi; Basidiomycota; Ustilaginomycetes; Ustilaginales; Ustilaginaceae
Source: the annotation of a GenBank genome assembly
AUGCGCGGCGGCACACGGCGAGCCGACAAGGCCGCUCAGUCUCGAGGCGAGGUGCCGCUCCGGUGUGUGCGGAUCGAGCCGGGCGUAUUGCACAGCUGCAGUCUUGACUGCCCCGCAUCGACGCUGGAUCCUUCACCAUCAACCAUCACCUCUACGACCGACAUUCAAGCGGCUCGUUCCAUCUCCUCUCCCACUAUCACUCGUCCCCACACACUUAACACAUUCGCCAUGUCGAAGACGGGAGACUUUGAAGCUGUCAAGAAGGACAUCCUCGCCGUGCUCAAGCAGCCCGAGUACGAUGACGGCUCCGCAGGCCCCGUGCUCGUUCGACUAGCCUGGCACGCAAGCGGCACCUACUGCGCCCAGUCCGACACGGGCGGAUCCAACGGCGCCGGCAUGCGCUACGAGGCUGAGGGCGGCGACCCCGCCAACGCUGGUCUGCAGCACGCCCGCGUCUUCCUCGAGCCCAUCAAGGAGAAGCACCCGUGGAUCACCUACGCUGACCUUUGGACGCUUGCUGGUGUUGUCGCCAUCGAGGCCAUGGGCGGCCCUCAGAUCCCCUGGCGCGCUGGCCGCACCGACUUUGCCGAUGACUCGCGCCUGCCACCUCGCGGUCGUCUGCCCGACGGUGCGCAGGGCGCCGACCAUCUGCGACACAUCUUCUACCGCAUGGGCUUCAACGACCAGGAGAUUGUUGCGCUCUCGGGUGCACACAACCUCGGCCGCUGCCACUCGGAUCGCUCGGGCUUCGAGGGUCCCUGGGUCAACUCGCCCACGCGCUUCUCGAACCAGUACUACAAGCUGCUGCUCAAGCUCAAGUGGUCACCCAAGAAGUGGGACGGCCCCUUCCAGUACGUCGCCAAGGCGCCCGGUGCCGACGAUGACGACGAGCAGCUCAUGAUGCUGCCUACCGACUACAGCCUCAUCCAGGACGACAAGUUCCGCCCCUGGGUCGAGAAGUACGCCGAGGACCGGGACGCCUUCUUCAACGACUUCUCCAAGGUCUUUGCCAAGCUCAUCGAGCUCGGCGUGUACCGUGACGAGGACGGCAUCGCGAGAGCGGACAAGAUGAAACAGUACAAGGGUGAAUACAAGUCGGCGCCGCAGAAGCCGCCUGUUCCCGGCGCGCCAGGUGCGGGUAAGGACGGCGAGGCCAACCCGCUCGCACGCCAGAACAGAAUCGCCCACCAGCAGCUCAACGCCAAGGCGAGGCUCUAG